Molecule: messenger RNA, 1452 nt
Organism: Geodia barretti
Lineage: Eukaryota; Metazoa; Porifera; Demospongiae; Tetractinellida; Geodiidae
Source: the annotation of a GenBank genome assembly
AUGUACCAACCAACUCUGGAACAAGUGCGUGAAAUGGCAGGCCAGGGUAAUUUAUGCCCGGUUUACCAAAUCAUAAAUGCCGACCUUGAAACCCCGGUAUCAGCCUACCUCAAAGUUGCCCGGCUGCCAUAUUCGUUUCUGCUGGAAUCGGUAGCCGGCGGAGAACGCCUGGGCCGAUACAGUUUUAUCGGAACCGAACCGUACGACGUGUUCAGCACCGGUAGCGACCAGCCGUCUGGAUCGGUUGAUCCUUUGACGUUAGUUGAAAACGAGAUGAACCGCUAUCAGUUGAUACCGUUAGAGGGCCUGCCUCCAUUCCACGGUGGCGGCGUGGGUUACGUCGCCUACGAUGCUGUCCACUAUUUUGAACCCCGUGUGCCAAUGUUGGAGUCGGACCCACAGGGAUUGCCUGAAUCGGUGUUUAUGUUCACCGACACUCUGCUGGUGUUCGAUCACUUGCGGCACGAUAUCAAGGUUGUCAGCCACGCCAGGCUGGAUGGAGACAUUGACGCCGCAUACACGGAAGCCGUGGCCAAGAUAGAUCGGAUGGUCGACCGGCUUUCCCGCCCAUUGGAACUCCCACCCGAAUUGACGCGAACGCCGUCGGCGCCUGAAUCGAGCGAAGCGCAGUCGAACUUCACGGUCCAGGAAUACGAAAACAUCGUGGAUAAAUGUAUCGAGUACAUCUACGCGGGUGACGUCAUUCAGGUCGUGAAUUCACAGCGUUUCAGCCGGCAGACCGACGCCCAUCCGUUCCAGGUGUACCGCGCGCUACGGGGCAGCAAUCCGUCGCCGUACAUGUACUACCUCGACCUCAACGGAUUCCAGAUUGUCGGCGCUGCCAUCGAAACGGUAGCCAAGGUCGAAGACGGCGUCGUUGCCACCCACCCAAUUGCCGGCACCCGCCCACGAGGGCAGACGACUGCCGAAGACGUCGCACUGGAAAGCGAACUCAAAAACAGCGAGAAGCAGCGCGCCGAACACAUCAUGCUGCUGGAUCUGGGCAGGAACGAUAUCGGGCGAGUCAGCGUGCCAGGCACCGUCAACGUCACCCAGUUCAUGGACGUGGAGCGAUUUUCGCACGUGAUGCACCUGGUGUCCCAUGUGGAAGGCCAGCUGAAGCCAGACAUGACGCCGUACGACGCGUUACGCGCCUGUUUUCCCGCCGGCACGGUUUCGGGCGCUCCCAAAAUUCGGGCAAUGGAGAUCAUCGCUGAGGUAGAAGGUGAACGCCGCGGCCCGUACGGUGGAGCGGUCGCCUAUUUCAGCUACAACGGAAACAUGGAUACCGCGCUGGUAUUGCGGACUGGUAUCUUCAAGGACGGCGUAAUGUACGUGCAGGCCGGUGGCGGCGUCGUGGCGGACAGUGUUGCCGAAGAUGAAUACAUGGAAACACGCCACAAAUCCGGCGCCAUGAUGCGGGCCAUCGCCGACGCCGAAGGAUUGAACUGA